AUGGAGCAAUUAGCACUUUGUAUUUUUACGAGCGGUAUUCGAGUGUUUCUUUGUGGCUGAAUCGUUGAUCCACAACUGACCGUGUCAAUGAAUGUGACGGGAGUGAAGUUUAUUCUGCUUGGUUUAAUGGUUGUCGCAACGUUUGGAUGUGGAUUAGUACCAUUAAGAUUAUUGAAACUGCUACGCAAAAGUGCUGCAUUGGCGCCCACUUCAGCCAAACAGCGUAACGUUUCACUGGUACUUUGCCUGCUGACGUGCUUCUCGGGUGGUGUCUUUCUGGCAACGUGCUUUCUUCAUUUGUUCCCUGAGCUUCAAGAACAUCUCAGUACGAUGGAAGAGGAAUACGAAUUCUAUGUUUCUUAUCCAAUUGCCGAGCUACUUUCAUGUUGUGGGUUCUUUUUGCUUUUCUUUUUGGAAGAACUUUUUCUAUUGCUCGUACCCGGAAUGGCGCAUUCACAUGGCCCAUCAUCCAGUGUCAGCAUAAUGCAUUCAGAAAGACUUCCUGAUCGCGGUGAUCACGAAAUUGGUCAUACUUGUGAAGGGAAGAGCAAGGAAGUGAACACGUGUAAUGGUAACGAAAAUACUUUCGAAUUGAAGGUGGAUAAUUCUGAUAACGCCACGAAAUUCCAAGGUAAAGAUGACGAUUUGUCUCCAAAACAAGGCCUUCUUCAUUCAUCCAAUUCAACAACAUCAUCACGUUCCAACACACCACUUCAGUGUAACAGUUCGUCACAUGCAGAAUGCCGUCGUUCGCGGCGAGAUCGUGUGAAUUUCGCGGAGCCGGAAGCAUGUGAAACGAACUGCGAAACUGUCAAUGAAGAUCCACCGAUUCUGAUGAAGAGUAUGCCACAUGCACAUAUUCAUGGUGUAAGGAGUAUAACGUUUGUACUGGCGAUCUCAUUCCAUUCAGUUAUUGAAGGACUUGCGUUGGGUGUUCAGAAUGACUUCACCGAACUUCUCGCGUUGUUCAUCUCAUUAAUGGUUCAUAAACUCAUCGUUGCAUUUUCGGUUGGCUUACAAUUAGGUCGAACUCAUGCACAUGCACUUGGUUGGGUUUGUGGUAGUCUAUUGUUGCUGUCAUUGAUGUCGCCACUCGGUGGGCUCAUUGGAAUGUUCGUACAAAACGCUCAAAUAGAUAACAAAUUGAAAGAUUUUAUAAUUCUUAUCACGCAAGGUCUCGCAGUUGGAACAUUUAUUUACGUCACAUUUUUCGAGGUUCUACUUCACGAACGCGACAAUGAGCAUCCGAACUUACUAAAAUUAGCAUUCAUGAUAGUUGGUUUCGCCCUUAUUGGAGCUGUACGACUUUUCGAUACGCAUUCUCAUGAAGGAUCAUCCUCAAUUGGACAUGCCCACUCACAUCAGUGA
This is a messenger RNA of Anisakis simplex (herring worm), 1368 nucleotides long. NCBI's taxonomy places the organism in Eukaryota, Metazoa, Nematoda, Chromadorea, Rhabditida, Anisakidae. The record is from the annotation of a GenBank genome assembly.